AUGCAGUUCAAAGUUCACAAUUCGCUCUAUGUGGAUUUGAUCGAUGUGUGGUGUAUUGUACUUUUUCUUUUGUUUAACUAUAAUUCUAUUUGCGGUCAGGACGCGUCCGUGAGAAACAAGUUCAGGAUGUCGUUAAGUCUGCUGGUUGCGGCGACGGUGAACUGCGCCGACAACAUCGGCGCGAAGAACCUCUACAUCAUUUUGGUGAAGGGGAUCAAUGGUCGCCUCAAUAGGCUUCCUUCUGCCUGCAUCAGUGACAUGGUGAUGGCCAUUGUGAAGAAGGGCAAUCCCAAUCUCAGUAAGAAAGUCAUGCCCGUCGUCAUUGUUCGCCAGCGCAAGCCCUAG
Messenger RNA from Striga asiatica, 345 nucleotides. The record is from the annotation of a GenBank genome assembly. Lineage: Eukaryota; Viridiplantae; Streptophyta; Magnoliopsida; Lamiales; Orobanchaceae.